AUGCCUACUUUACCGUUCUUUCUUGCGACCAAACUCACUAACGUGGCUCUUGUAUCCUCUUGGCUUUCGAUGAUGGGAGUUGAGUCCGACAUUAUUGCUGGGACCAAAAGUGCUGCAGGGAGGGGUAGGGGUGCAGAAGUAUGUCUGCGCUACGCUGCUCACAAGAGCAAAGAUGUGAACAGCUUUGACAACUUUGAAACGCUGCUCCUCGCUCUUCAAAUUUCAUCCUCGCGAAAGCUACCCAUCCAACUUUACACAUGUCCUCCCUAUCUUUCUCGUUCCGCGCACCGAAAACUGCCCCACAACUCCCCACUCCAAAGCCCACAUUCCGAGUCAACUCCUUAG
This is a messenger RNA of Mycena indigotica, 345 nucleotides long. RefSeq lists its product as uncharacterized. NCBI's taxonomy places the organism in Eukaryota, Fungi, Basidiomycota, Agaricomycetes, Agaricales, Mycenaceae. Bases 1 to 345 code for a protein of 114 amino acids. The transcript has 3 exons. The record is from RefSeq and is a predicted model, not a curated record.